AAUGGUUUGGUGACGAUCGAAUUCCACUACCAACAAUCAGUGGCGUGCAUUUCAUACAUGCAUUAAAGUUCUGCAAAAACUAAGAGAUGUUUUUCUUAUUGCUUAUUAAAUGUAGAUUCCCAGUACCUAUGCUUAAUUUUGCAUACCCUGAUGGAAAAACUUAUACACGCCACUGUCAGCGAUACUUGUGUAAUACAAAUACUUGUAGUAAUAAAAGUAAUAUUUAUUAAAACACAAAAUGUACAACUUAAAUAUUAAAAUAGGCAUACAUUGAAAUAAAUUAACUAAAUUUAUAAAAUUAAAAUAAAUUCAAACAAUUGGAUUUUCUAGAUUUUUAAUUUUAAUCGUUUGCCAGAAUAUUUUAUCCUAAACAUUCCAUAACCCACACUUUCAAACACUAUUUUCUCUACAGUUGGUGUUGUGACAAUCGUAAUUAAUUAUAAUUUGCUAAUUAAUUAAUUUGUAUUGAAAAGUGCAUAUUUGACGAAAGAUAAAAGAAUCUUUAAAAUUUCAUAAUAUGUAAUUAGUGGAUCUAUACUCGUACAUAUGAAUGUCUUACAUUGUAAUUCAUGUAGGUACUAAUAGUAUGAAGAUGUCCUAAAAUGCACGUUGUUUGUAAAUGUCAUACAUAGGCUAUAUUUAAUUUUUCCUCGUAUUCACACGGGAACAGGAACUACGUGAAUGGAACCGCAUCAGCUAGUUGGUAAAGUAACAUAAUAAUUACACUAUUUUCUUUGUAAACAUCAUUGCAUUAUUUUAUUUACAGGCGUUUGCCUGAUCAAGAAUCUAAGACAGAUUCAGAGUUUUUCGAAAAUCUACUCGCUAGUGUAACUCGUUGAAGUUUUAAGAAUCUUUACUUAAUAAUUUUUAGUCAAAAGUUUGACGAAUUAUAAUAAGUAAAUAAGGUAUGAUAGAUAAUAUUAAACGUUUUUAAGAUAAUUUAUAAAUUUGUGUAUUUUGUUAUUAUAAACAAAGGUAACUAAAUGAAAUUCUCAUUUAAUUUUAUAUAUAUUGUUUAUUUCACCGGUUCUAAAAUUUUAAAUCUUAAAAUUUCCAUCCAGUGGGAACACUAUUCCGUACCGACUCUUAAAUCUAUGAUUACACCACUUCUCUUUUCAGAUACAUAUUAUUACUCGUAUAUAAUCAGGAUACUCGUACAGGAUAAGCCAAGAACCAAAAAAAUCUAUUCAGGACAAUCAUUUAUUGCAAUACUAAAUACGUCAAUACUAUACUUACGACUGUAAUAAAUCUGUACAUUGAAUUGAUUGAAGAUAUUUUAAAAAUUUGUGUUGGUCAAGAUUUAGAAUAGAGUAUUUUAAAAUUACACAUUUAUAUAUGGAAGCAAAUGGGAAUAUUUCCAAAAGCGACAAUAAUGUAUUUAUUUUUUAAUGAAAAAAAAAAUAUUUAAUUUAAUAAAUGUGCUAACUUUUUCUCAAUUACAUACAUAUUUUUAUUGACACAUCGUAGCAGCGAAUCGUGCACAUUGUUUUCCUACACUGCAGAGGUUGCAGUGCUAUAGACGGAGAGCCUGUAAACCCUCGCUAGAGACCCUUGAAGUUUCAAAUUAAAUAGUGUUUUACGAAGGGUUGCCAUGAAGCCAAUGUCUGGCAAAUGGGAAUAUCAUUUAUCAUAUACGUUAUACUUAGACGGUUGAGGGUCUAGAUCUUUAAACACUUCUACCUCCCAAAGUCAGCACGGUCCAAACUCAAUUGGCAACCGUACUUACUUAGGAGCAUGAGUUUACUUUCAGCUUUUAUAAAAUAACGAAGGUCUGGGGUUCACUUCUUCUUCUUCUUCUUCUUUUCGGAUCAUCAUCGUUUCGUUUCAUAUUUAUGUUAUCAAAAAGAGUCAUUAUCCAGUAUCAUCAGGAGAAAAAGUGAUGUAUAAAAGCUCUGUCAGAGAUUCGUCUUACUUCUCUGCGUGUGUGAUGUCUGCCAAUCCGCAUUGGGCCAACGUGCUGGACUAUUGGCCUAUCCCCUUUCAUUCUGAGAGGAGACUCGAGCUCAGCAGUAAGCCGAAUAUGGGUUGAUAAUUAUGAUGAUGAUGAUAAAUUAUAAAUAAUAUCAGAAUAUAUAGUGGCACAACCGAGUCAAUGACUCGAGAUGCUCUUCAAGAGGAACGGUAUGGGUAAAAUAGAGUUAAUAUAAAUUUUAAUACCUCUCCAAUUUAGUAUUAAAACAGUAAUUUGUUUAAUACUCGUAGGUUUUGAAUGUUAAUCAAUAUAGAACAGAAAAAGCUUUUAAAUCGACAACAUCAAGAUAAAUUGAUAGAUAAGAAUAUUAAUGUAAAUAAAAAGUCACUAGAGGUAUUCAUAAUUGAUCCAUUUAUCGUAUUGCCCCUGCUGUCACUUCAAUUUAUAUAUCUGCAGUAAUUUCAUUACCUUAAGUGAAUGUUGCCUGUAAAUAAAUAAUCAAUUGAAUGAUUUGAGAGCACCGAAUAUAGUUUAUUCAAAUGUCUAACGUGAAGUGUGACUGUGGCUUUUAUUACCUACUCAUUAGAAUUGUAGUUUUUUAAAAUGGAAGCAAAAGUAUUAGAAAAUAAUCGUGAUCUGAUUCUGGGCGCAUUAAAUCCGUUGCUAAAAGUUGAAAAUAUGUUAGGCUUCUUUCGAUUCCAAGUUGUAAAUGGUCAGCUAAAAACAUCGAGUAGAAAAAUGAAACUCUAUGCAUUAUUUGUGAUUUGUGUCGUAAUCAUGACUUACUAUGUUUUAUAUUGCAGUGCAUUAUCUUCUAAAUCUAUUAAUAUCUUUGAGGGGGCAUCUGCACUGAUAAAGACACUACAGUAUGCUGUGUUAUUAGUUAAUGUUUCGUGUUUUAAUAAAAAUAGUAUAGUUAUCAUUGAGUCAUUUGCUAUAAUAGAUUAUGAACUUAAAGCUGCAAGUAAAACUGUUUAUAAAAAAACCCGACAGCAAGUACUAAUUAGUUUAUCUGUAUUGAUUGGGAUAUAUACAAUUGGUUUAAUGUACGAAUGUAAAAAUUGGUGUAGCGAAAAUAUAUACAGUACUUUUUUCCACCUUGUCACUGAUAUCACGCGUCAUAUUCAACUAUUUAUGUUCUUUAUUUUUGUGAAAUUAAUAACAAUGCGUGUAGAUAUUCUGAACGAAUACUUAAAACAAAUCACUGAUUUAAAAAGCGAAAACCAAUCUGAUACUUACUCAAACAAUCAAUUGCCUCACAGUGUUGUAAAUUUCAACAAAUAUUUUGGUGGCCCUUUGAAUAAAAACAAGAGAGAAAUUAUAUCCUUGGCAAAAGCUUUCGAUGCUUUAGGGGAAACUACAAAUAACAUAAAUGAACUUUUCAAUUACCAAAUAUUCAAUGCCCUCAUCUGUACUUUUGGUUAUAGCAUUUUAUUGUCUUGGAUUGCAGUUCAAUAUUACUAUUAUACGCACAAUAUUGAUACUAUAUUAGCACUAAUGUCACAAUGUCUUUCUGAAUUGUUUUUUAUUGCUUUGGUAUGUUAUGUAUGUGAGGGUAUGUAUUUAAAACGAAAUACUACUAGAGUGUCAGUAAAUAAACUUAUUAUGGAUUACGAUCUCCCUCGUGAAAAGCGAAUUCAAGCGAAAGCGUUCUUUGAUUUGAUUGAAGUGUGGCCAAUGCAAAUACAUGCCUAUGAUAUGAUUUCUAUUGACAUUAAACUGAUGUUAAAACUAAUAAGUGUAUCAACGACUUAUUUAAUCGUUGUAAUUCAAAUGUCAAAAUUUACAUAAUUCACUAUGUUAAGAUGAAUACCUACGCCCAUAACAGAGCAAAUCAGACGAACAAGAUAGUGACCUAGCUCGUUCCUCUCUGUAAAAGUAUAAGAUCAACCAUCUAACACGUUUAUAAAACUACUUUUAUACAUUCGAUGAUGUCGUGUAAAUCAACUUUGUCAAAAAAAAUAUCUAAAAAGAUUCGAUUUUUCAGCCUGAACAGCAAUACAUCGAUCGAGUAAUCGAAUAUUCUGUGUAACAAUACCAAACGGUAUGUUUGUUAAAGUUGUAUGACUUUGUGUACACGUGUGUAUUAUAUGUUUAAGAACACAAAAUAUAUUUAUUCGUGUUAAAUAUUUUCGAUGUGUGAAUUUGAGCAUCAACUCUCUAGAAAUAUAACCCAUAAUUCUGUGCUACCGAGCACAGACUUGUGGAUUCUAUAAUAAUUCUAAUAAUUACUAACUUUGUGUAUUGUCGUUGUAUAGGUAUUUUUAGAUUGAAUAAGAUUUUAUAAUAAGCUUGUCCCAGACAAGUUCGAUUAUUAGGUUAGUUGUGUUUGUGAUCAUAUAGAUAGUUUGUGAUGCUAGUUAAAAAUUAAGAACUUUUCAGUUGGUUAGAAAGCGUGUAUAAUUUUUAAAAUAAACAAAUAUGUUACGUUAAUUCUGAACUUAAGCGGAUUAGUACAAAUUAUUGUCUAAUUUUUUUACUUCGUGCGAUGUUUUCUAAAAUUUUCAAGUGUUGUGAUUUAUCA
Messenger RNA from Bicyclus anynana (squinting bush brown), 4436 nucleotides. RefSeq lists its product as uncharacterized. Gene Ontology annotation, biological process: sensory perception of taste. The record is from RefSeq and is a predicted model, not a curated record. The transcript has a single exon. Gene Ontology annotation, cellular component: dendrite; membrane; axon. NCBI's taxonomy places the organism in Eukaryota, Metazoa, Arthropoda, Insecta, Lepidoptera, Nymphalidae. The coding region runs from base 2516 to 3703 and encodes 395 amino acids.